AACUAUCUGGACCGGCAAUAUUGGGAUUUAAUCAAGAAACUAUAGUCUCUCAAUUAUUAAAUAAUGUUAUAUUUAUACCAUUAUUUUUUAAAUUCAAACAAUUUAACAUAGUAGUAUCAAAUAUUGGUAAUAAAAUAACUGAUAGGUUUGAAUCAUUACUUAUAGCUAAAAAAGGAGAGAAAAAUUAUCUUGUACAUCAAUGUAUUGCAAAUAAUAUGUAUUAUCUUAAUUUCUAUAAAGAAGACAAAAUCAAUUUUCAUUAUGAAGAUAUAACGAUGGAUGCAGUAUGGAAAAAAACUAAUAUACUUGCAAAAUAUGAUGGAACAACACUUUUUGGAUCUAAUCAUUCUUUAGUACAACAAUAUCAGUCUACAAUUUCAUGUACACUAUAUAAUUAG
This is a messenger RNA of Racocetra fulgida, 398 nucleotides long. NCBI's taxonomy places the organism in Eukaryota, Fungi, Glomeromycota, Glomeromycetes, Diversisporales, Gigasporaceae. The record is from the annotation of a GenBank genome assembly.